Astrephomene gubernaculifera is the source of this 3819-nucleotide messenger RNA. The record is from the annotation of a GenBank genome assembly. NCBI's taxonomy places the organism in Eukaryota, Viridiplantae, Chlorophyta, Chlorophyceae, Chlamydomonadales, Astrephomenaceae.
CGCCCAAUGGACGUGGACUUGCAGACAGCACGGACAGUGCGAUGCAAACAUCGCGGUCAUCGCUGAGGCUUAGUAUUUGGCUGUCGGAUGAAGAUGUUGCAGCCAAGAGCGCUGCCAUCAGACUCAGCAAAUCCCUAAACAGACACAUUUCGCGCCUUAGACUGGCGCCGCAAUGGCUCAUGGUAGAUCGAAAAGCUCGAUUCGCAAGUGUUCUGCUCCUUUUCCUAGCAGCAUUGCUGGCGUUGGGUGUUUUGCUGCAAGCUGUCAAUGGGCUUCGGAGUGAGGCCCAUGCAGACAAGUACGCUGUGUACAUUGACGGCGGCAGCAGCGGCACCCGCGUGCGUGUGUUCCGCUACCGCCCCGCCCGCGCGCCCGCCUACGUGGCGCUGGUGUUGCCGGAGCCCAGCAUGGCGGUGGAGCCGGGGCUGUCGGCGCAUGCGGGCCACCCGCGCCUGGCGGCAGCAAGCCUGCAGCCCCUGCUGGACUUCGCUUACGAACAUGUCCCUCCCCAGCGUUGGUCCGUGACGCCUGUACGGCUGCUGGCGACUGCGGGGCUGCGGCUGCUGAGCGAGCAGCAGCAGGUGGACAUCCUGGCAGCCUGCAGGGAGCUGCUGGCAGCGUCGCGCCUCUGCUUCAAGCCGGAGUGGGCAACUGUCAUUGGCGGCGAGAUGGAGGGGCUGUACGGUUGGGCGGCGGUCAACUACAUCACUGGGGCGUUGCAGGAGGCUGCGGGUCACGCGCACCACAGCCGCAAGGAGGUGCUGGACCCAGCGCAGCUCUUCACGGGGCUGCUGGAGAUGGGCGGCGCCAGCAUGCAGGUCACCUUCCUGCCACCCGCGGCGGUGCGCCUGCCGGAGCAGUACGGCAAGCACCUGCACCUGCCAGGGGUGCCCUCGCGGCUCUUCACCCACAGCUAUCUGGGACUGGGAAUGGACUCGGCACUGGCUCGAGCGGCGGAGUAUGUCCUGCAGCGCCAGCGGCAGCAACAGCAGCACCUGGGGCCAGGGGAGCGGCACCCGCGGGUGUCAACCGUCGCGGACCCCUGCUUGCCGGUCGGGUACGUGAGCGAGGAUGGGCGCCACGGCAACGCCUCCUUCCUGCAAUGCCUGGAGGUCGUCAACGAGAUCCUGCCGGCACACAACUGCUCGACGGGCGCCGUUCCUGGUGCGGCCGAUGAUGAUGGGCGCACCCAUCACCACCACCACAGCCAACCAGCGAGCUCCACCGCUGGCAGUUCAACCCACAUCACGGAAGGCGACGAUGGCGACUCUAUUGGGCAUUCGGGACAUCGUUCUACUCAGUCUAUUGGCGCUAGCAGUAGCAGCGGCACUGGCAGCGGCAGCAGUGGGUGCUUCCUGCAGGGCAGCUACGUGCCGGCGCUGGCGGGUCGGUUCGUGGCGGUGGAGAACUUCGCCUGGACUGCCCGCGCGUUGGGGUUGCCCACCUCCGCCACGCUGCGGCAGCUGCGGGAGCACGGAGGGCAGUACUGCGCGCGGCACUGGUCCAGUCUGCACGCCGAGUUUAGCGGCCACAUCUCAGACCAGUUCCUGGUGCGCUACUGCUUCGGCGCCGCCUACAUUCUGGCGCUGCUGCACCGCGGGCUGGGCCUGGGGCUGGACGACACGCGCCUGACCUGGACCAACACGGUGCGGGAGCGCAGCAGCGGGGCCGAGGUGGGGCUCAACUGGGUGCUGGGGGCGGCGGUGGUGGACGCCAUGAGCGACCGCGAUGGUCCUGGCGGCAUCGCUGGGGCAGAGGAGGGAGGUGGCAGUGGAUCAGGGGGUAGAGGGGGCUCGCAGCGCUUUCGGGUGAGAGCGGACAGCGGCGACCCGACGGCAUCGGUGGCUGGUAUGCGAAGGGAGCUGCUGCUGCCGCUGGUGGCGCUGUUUGUCUUGGUUGGGUUCUUAGCUGUGGUGCUGUUGCGAGUGGGGGCAGGGCAAAGCCGCAAGGCACCUGCUGCGGCACAGGGAAAUGGUGGCAGCAGCAGCGCGGGUAGGACCGCUGCGUUGGCAGCUCCAGGCCGGCAGAUGUACGGCACUGGGGGCGGCCUGGGGGCGACGGCGACCGCCUGGUCCACCUCAUCACUGGCGACUGCAGUGGCGGCGCCGCGUUAUGGGCCGACGGCUGUGGCGGUGGAGCCUUCGGAUGCUGGCUCGCUGGACCCUGGGUUAGGGCCCAGACCGGCAGCGGUUGAGGGUCGGGGAGACGGGCGGGGGCCAACGGGAGGUGGACAGGGAGCGGUAAGAAAUAAUGUAGGGCAUGGUGGGUUGCAAACGCAGGAAGGUGGCGGUGGGGGCUCGAGACAUGCUGUGGUGGUAAAGUCGGCAGGGUCGUACGGGGCUAAUUUGCGGCGCUCCCCAUCCUUUGUGAGCGUCUGGUUGGGGCUGGAUAGCGGGCCUGCGCGGUGAGCCUUCUUAUGUGAACUGAGACAAGCAAAGCUGCGGUUACGUGCAGUUUCUAUGUGUGUGGGGGGAGGGACGAAGUUGCGAUACACAAGACGGCUUGUACGGCUUUGUGCAUGACUACAAUGACAUGCUAUGUGCAAACAUUGUUAUUAUUAUUGCGACAAGAAGUUAAGGACAAGAAGAGAAGAAGGGCCUGGUAGUCCGCACCUUUCCUUUCGCAAGAGUAACGAGUAUACAUUACUACAGCCUGAAGUCAGGUUUCUAGUAACGCCGCAGAGCGUUAGGAUGGCGCCUCCUCAACAUGGUAAAGCAGCAAAUCGACGCCCUGUCGGAGCUGGGCUUUCUCUGGAUAAGUUUGCGACCCUUGGCGUGAGCAAAUUUGACAAAAGGAAGAAGCUCGAGCGCAUAAAGAAGCAGAAGCUUAUCCAGCAUAGCAAGCUACAAAAGCUUAAGAAAAAGCUGGAGUCUAAGGGCGAGCUUGUUGGCGUUCAGAUAAAGGACUCGGUCGCUGAGCUAGAGGCUCUUGAUGGAGUCGGGUCCAGCGAGGGCGCAGACGACGAUGGCCCACGGGAGAGCGCCCAGGAGCGCAUCCACUCUCACGCGCAAGCUGGACCUGGUCACCAGCAUCAGCGGCAUGAGGAUUCGCGGCAAGCAGCGGCGGCGGCGGUGCCUGCUGCUGCAGGAACGCUCGACGGCAAGGCGCCAAGGGCAAGUGGCCACGCCAAAGCGCAGCCCAAUGCGCAAGGCGGCGGCCGCCAAAGCAAGGAAGAGCAGCAGGGGCCUGGGCGAAAGCGGCCACACCCUGGUGUCGACGACAAGGGGCAGUCCCGGCCAUUGGAGGGGUCUGCUGGCCGGGGUGGUCACAGCAAAGCAACCCGCCGCGAUGCCGAUGGCAGUUGCGACCAUGAGGAGCCGCUUGGCCGUGGCGGCAAGCACUUCCGCGAAAGAGGGCCGGGUGGGCAGGAGGGAAAGAAGCUAUCACGACUGCAGCGAUUGGCUCAACAGGUGGCGGAGGAGAAGGCGGAGAAGCAAAGGGCCAAGGAGGCGGCGAUGAAGGAGCGCGAGGAGCGCAUGCAGCGGGUGGCAGCUGUGGAGAAAGCUCGCAAGGAGCAGAAGCACCUCUACUUCAAGCGCAAUGCCAAGGGACAGCCGUUGAUGCGGUACCGCAUGGACAAGCUGCUGUCACAGCUGCAGAACACGGCGCAGUAGCCCCUGGAAGGCUCUGGGUUUAGGUGUUUGUGGCGUCGUCACUUGCCCGGCAUAAGCAUGCAUGGUGUACUUUUCAAUGCGAUGGCGCAAACCCUUGGGCCGACGUAUGGGCCUUUGCCCCACAUGGGUUGAGGGGACAUGGCAAUGUAAUAAAUUCCUGGCCAUGGGAUCCAGGACGGUGCCGACACGCCGCAGUGUUAUGGCC